Messenger RNA from Dendroctonus ponderosae (mountain pine beetle), 585 nucleotides. RefSeq lists its product as uncharacterized. Gene Ontology annotation, molecular function: transmembrane transporter activity. The transcript has 3 exons. Gene Ontology annotation, biological process: transmembrane transport. Gene Ontology annotation, cellular component: membrane. The coding region runs from base 54 to 536 and encodes 160 amino acids. The record is from RefSeq and is a predicted model, not a curated record. Lineage: Eukaryota; Metazoa; Arthropoda; Insecta; Coleoptera; Curculionidae.
CCAUAUAAUUAUGGUUUAAAUAUUGACUAAAUAAAUGCACUGUUUUAGGUACUAUGUUUUCCCUAUCAUUUUUUACGCAAUUUUUAAAAUUGGAUGAUUCCAUUCUGGGGAUUAUAUCAUGCUCAACAAAAAUUAUGGCGUCUGGAGUUUACGCAUUUGCGUCUAGCCCGAUUUACUUUUACUUGGGUCCUAUUGUAGAAAUUCUAAAUGGAACCUCUUUCAUCGCAAUGCGGGCUAUGAUAACAAAGCUAGUAUUACCUGAAGAAUUGGGUAAAGUGAAUUCGUUGUUUGGCAUAUUUGAAGCUCUGGUACCGCUGAUCUAUGGACCUUUAUAUAGUAGAAUUUAUGCUCUAACAAUUGAAUAUUUUCCUGGAUGUUUUUACAUUGUGGGAGGAGUUUUAACAGUACCAGCGUUAUUUAUAUUUUACUGGCUCUAUUUGGAACACAAAAAAGAUUUGGAAGAAGACAAGUCUGCAAACGGUGAAGAAAUGAACCCUCUGAAUAAGAGUGAUACUGUUGAAUAUGUUAAUGCAUAGAAUAUCUACAUUGUUUGACCUUAUAAAUUAAAAGUCCGAAUAAGAAUAG